CGCCGGGCACUGUUGCCUCUCGGCACUUGCGCGCGACUCGCCUUCGUUUAAAAUAAAAUAAUAAUAAAAAUUAACAAUCGGAAGCCGCCAGCGCGGAGCCCCCGCGCCGGGUGGGCUCAGCCCAGAGGAAGCCCCCGGCUGCACUCGGGCGGCCGAAGCCUCACCCGCUUCUCUCCGCUCUCUCCCCAGGCGCUCCGGCCUCGCCUCUGCGCGGGGAAGAAAUCCGUCUGUUUCUCGAUCCUCGUUGUUAUUUUGAUUUUUUUUUUCCCCCCCUUCGUUUUAAUUUUUCUCUCACUUCACCUGCGAUCUCUCGAGGACCUCGUGGCGGUGACGGCGAGACGGAACGAAAAAACUCCUUUCGCACCGACUUUGUGCUCUUUUUAAAAAUUAUCGUUGGCUUUAAAAUUUUUUGCCUCUUUUUUGGGGAUUUUUUUUUUCGGGGACUCUUUUUGUCAGUUUUUUUUUUUUUCCUUUUCAUUUUCCCCUCCCCACCCCAUACAUUCGAUUUGAUUUUGAUUUUUUUUUUUUGAUUUUUUUUUUCCUGCGGGACUUUGGAGGAAAACUGCCCGGCUUCUAGCAUGAUGUCUUACCUCAAACAGCCCCCUUACGGCAUGAAUGGGCUGGGGCUGACGGGCCCCGCCAUGGAUCUGCUGCAUCCCUCCGUGGGGUAUCCGGCCACCCCGCGGAAGCAGCGGCGGGAGCGCACCACCUUCACCCGCUCGCAGCUGGACGUGCUGGAGGCGCUCUUUGCCAAGACCCGCUACCCUGACAUCUUCAUGCGGGAAGAGGUCGCCUUGAAGAUCAACCUGCCCGAAUCCCGAGUUCAGGUCUGGUUCAAGAACCGCCGCGCCAAGUGCCGGCAGCAGCAGCAGAGCGGCGGCGGGGCCAAGAGCCGUCCGGCCAAGAAGAAAUCGUCGCCCGCUCGGGAGAGCUCGGGUUCGGAGAGCAGCGGGCAGUUCACGCCGCCGGCAGCGGCCUCCAGCUCCGCCUCGUCUUCCUCCUCCAGCUCGGCCUCCUCAGCCCCGGUGGGCGCCCCGGCCUCUCUCAGCACCCCGGCGUCGUCCAUCUGGAGCCCGGCUUCCAUCUCUCCCGGCGCGGCUCCCGCGGGGGUUUCGGUGCCCGAGCCGCUGCCGCCGGCCGCCGCCUCCUGCAUGCAGAGAGCCGGCCCCGCCGCCUCGGCCGCCUCCGCCUCCUACCCCGUGUCCUACAGCCAGGGAGGGGGGUACGGCCAGGGCUACCCCGCGCCGCCCUCCUCGUCCUACUUCGGCGGCGUGGAUUGCAGCUCCUACCUGGCGCCCAUGCACUCCCACCACCAUCCUCACCAGCUCAGCCCCAUGGGGCCCUCCUCGGUGCCGGGCCACCAUCACCAUCACCCGCUGAGCCAGAGCUCGGGCCACCACCACCAUCACCACCACCACCACCACCACCAAGGGUACGGCGGCACAGGGCUGCCCUUCAAUUCCUCCGACUGCCUGGACUACAAGGAGCCCGCCGCUGCCGCUGCUGCCUCCUGGAAGCUCAACUUCAACUCUCCCGACUGCCUUGACUACAAGGACCAGGCGUCCUGGCGCUUCCAGGUCUUGUGA
Molecule: messenger RNA, 1586 nt
Organism: Cinclus cinclus
Lineage: Eukaryota; Metazoa; Chordata; Aves; Passeriformes; Cinclidae
Gene: OTX1
Product: orthodenticle homeobox 1
Exons: 3
Coding region: 579-1586 (335 amino acids)
Biological process (GO): multicellular organism development; regulation of transcription by RNA polymerase II
Cellular component (GO): nucleus
Molecular function (GO): RNA polymerase II cis-regulatory region sequence-specific DNA binding; DNA-binding transcription factor activity, RNA polymerase II-specific
Source: RefSeq, a predicted model, not a curated record